ACUAGUACCGUACUUGAUCUGCAGAUGAAUAACGCUUGAAAAAGUUGAAACUGUCAUUAAUUUUGAAGAUUCGUUCUACUUAUUUGGUGACAGAACUCGUACUCAAAAUUUAUAAUACGUAUAUUGAUCUUAGUUUACGGCUAACCUAGUAUUCAUAAAAUAAUAAAAUUUUUGCAAUUUCGCAAACUUUAAUGGACGAUGGCUCAGUCUUCGGAAAAGGAUUUUCAAUCAUUCUCUAAACUCAGACGGAUGGUGCAGGAGACAAACAGCCCUGAGCUAAAACAACUUGAAUCUCAGCUUCUUCAAAGCUACAGUAAUAAGCUCAACAAAGAAGCUUCCGAUGACAAGAAGAGAGAAAAAAAAUUGGAAGUGGCUGCUGAGAAGAGCUUCAAUGAGUUGUUUGGAAAGGCCUGUUCGUUGGACAAAGAAUAUGAAAUGAUGACCCAGAAGAGAUCACAUGAACAGGCUAUUGCCUUGGCUUUAUAUCAAAGGGAACAAGCUGCUUGCCAAAUAAUCAGACAGUCUGAGCAAGAAUGUGGAGAGAUCAUCACUGACUUGGCUCUUGCUAAGGACCAUAAGGAGGAAAUUAGGAAGGAAAAGCUACUCAUGGAGGAAAAGCGGAACAGAGAAGCCCAAGACAAAUAUGAAAGUUGCUUGAAAGUCCAGCAGCAGCGGACUGCAAAUGCUCAGAUGGAGAGAAUAUUUGAGCUGCGUGAGAGAAGCGCUGCUGGUGCUGCAGCAGCUGCUCAGACACUGCGGGAGGAAGUUCUGCAGGAAGAGCAGCACUUGCGCCAGCUGCUACACAGCCAGUGUGCUGUUAGACUUGCCAGAUCUGUGCAGCAGCAUCGUGACCUUGCACAGGAGGUUCGGGAUUUAAGAAUUGAAGUGGACGCCGCGGAAAGGUUGCUGCUGCAGGAACGACAGCUGGAGCUGCAAGAACAAGCACAGCGAGAGCGUGAAGCACAAGUGCAGCAAAUUCGUCAGCAGCAAGUCAGGGAAAAAGCAGAGUCCACUAGGCGAGAGGAGCUGCAGGACCAAGAGUACCUCAGAAUUCUGACUGAAGUUCAGCAGCUGGAGUGCGACCUGGACCAGCUGACUGCAGCAGCACGCAGACGACGACAGGCGCUGCGUGAGGCUGAGACACGCAGACUGCUACACGCACGUUGUUUGCUACGCCGCAGACAGCACCUGCAUCUCCUGCAGCAGGACGGGCUCCUGCAGGAGUACCACGACCUAAGAUCAGCCACCGCAGCUGAAGAGGAGCGUCAAAUAUUGCUGGAGUUCGCACCUCAUCUCCUGCCCCAUCUGACCCCACAACUCCAAGGCAGACUGGCAUCGCUACAUACUUUAUAAUGAAUACAAUUCAAAAUAAAUACCGACCACAAAGCACAUUAAAUACUGGCCACACUGCACACUAAUACUGACCCCGCUGCAUACUGAAUACUGACUACACUGCACUUCCUUGUCGUUUUAACACUGCACUCUGUCUAAAACAGCUGUUCUACUGUCACCCGGCGGUUCCGUCGUUUUUCUGACAGCUGUCACUAAAUUUAAGUCAUGCUACGCAAACUUAACUUUUGCACUGAUGGCACACAUACGUAUGUCUGACACCCUUAACGUAAUUGGCAGCAAUGUAACCUCAUCCUACUUGAGCUGGUGUCACUAUCACCACAUAAAAACAUCCUGGCGCAACUGCAGCACUUCUAUUUAUGCUAUAAGGGAGAGGAGUCAACACGUGAUGGGCGUUGAGACCACGGCCGUGGUGCGCAGGUUCUCGGACGUCUCGACGCCUUCGGUAGGUCGCGUCGGCCGGUAACUCAGGGUAACCGCAUGCCAGGGCGCGCAUCAACUCAACCUGACGAUGGAAAUUUUAGAUCUUGCCCGGACCUUUUGCUGGAGUUGCUCCAGCAUCCUGUCCUGCCCCAGCACGUGUCUGGCGAUCUCCGUGAUUUGCUCCUGAGUGGCCAGCGUGCCAGGCUCCACAGCUGCGUCUCCUGAUCGCUUGCGGCCACAUCCUUCACAUAAACAAAUGUUAACUUACGGACAUUAUUGUACUCAAAAAUAUUCUUCAAUUAAAUAAUUGUGUGUAUUUUUUAAGGCACUCUCAAGUGUAAGCAUUCACUUACAAUUAUGAUUGUGGUGUGCAGUCAAGUCGCCGUCUCCUAACGAAUGUGAGAAGGAGACAUUCUCCUGACAUAGUAUCCUAUAAUGGACACAAUAGACACGGCGUCCUAUACCUAUACAUUGUGUCCUAUAAUUACAGUGGCUGGAUAGCCUCCAAGUACUUCAUUUCAGUGCCACAUUCAUUGUUCUGAAACCAUAAAAUACUUAGAAUCUCUUCUUGAGUAUAUCCGAAUUAUAGCUGCAACAUAGAAUCACUUGAAUUAGUAAGUCAACUAUUAGUCCGUCUGAAAUUACGUUGGAAAAUCGCGGUUUUCACUCGAUAAUUGUAAUAGUUGUAUAUCUAUGCAGAAUCGACGCGAUGAAAAAAAUGAAAGCCAGUGUGGCCCUCUUCUCCAUUGUCCAUGAAUGCAACUAUCAAUGCUAGAGAAUUAUUGUCUCACCGGUGAAUGCGUUGCAAAAAGGCCUCUUACUCUUCAGCUCGAGGUCUUCAUCCAGGCUCUGGAAAAUAUUUCCGAUGUUAAGUCCGGUGAAAGAUUAUUUUAGAUUAAGUUUAAACCUGAACUUGCAAGGCGUAUUUAGUAACUUACAAUGUAUUGCUGGGUGUCGAGCACCUAUGUCUUGCAGAGUCUCGGGAAAUAAAAUUUCUUUCGAUUCCAUGUUACCUCUUUUAGCGGGAUUUGUGAAAGCAGUCAGAGUUGAGUAUUUUUUAAAUUUUUUGGGGAGUUAAUCAAUUGGGUUGGAGGACUUGAAUUCAGACAUGGUAAAGAAUACUUGUUGAACACUGGACUCAACAUGAAUAACUAACAUGACAAAAUUUUUUAAUCUACUGCAGUGAUAACAAUGGGGUUAGGGAGUUGAAUUCAGGCAUGGUAAUGUGUACCUAAUUGAACACUGGUGACUCAACAUGAAAAACAAUAAAAAUGACAAAUUCCGAACUUCAAAUGUAGGUUAUAACCGAUUCCGCUGUUGACGGAAUAAACUCAGCAAUUGGAAAGUAGAUCAAAAGAAUUCGCUCCUGCGUCUAACAUUAAAAAUUUGCAAGCUACUGCAGCUCAUAAGCGAUUGCGACACCAGUUGGGCUAGACGCCAAAUGUUAGUUGCACGACUGGAAAUUGUGUUUCCACUUCCUCUCAUUGCUUCCUUUAGUUGACGGCUUUAACUUUUUAGCGCAUUUUCUCAUUUAUGGAAAAAAUGCGCUAUU
This is a messenger RNA of Hyalella azteca, 3325 nucleotides long. RefSeq names its product cilia- and flagella-associated protein 53. The coding region runs from base 199 to 1353 and encodes 384 amino acids. Lineage: Eukaryota; Metazoa; Arthropoda; Malacostraca; Amphipoda; Hyalellidae. The record is from RefSeq and is a predicted model, not a curated record. The transcript is spliced from 12 exons.